AUGGCAGAAGAGAAUUUCACAGCUGUUACUGAAUUCAUUCUUUUGGGACUGACAGACUGUGCUGACCUGAAAAUUAUAUUUUUUGUGUUGUUCUUGGUGAUUUAUGCCAUUACCUUCGUGGGGAAUCUGGGCAUGAUCUUCAUAAUCCAAAUCACUCCCAAGCUCCACACACCCAUGCACUUUUUCCUCAGCUGCCUUUCAUUGGUAGAUGCCUGCUAUUCCUCUGUUAUUGCACCAAAAAUGCUGAUCAGCUUCUGGGUUGUGAGGGAAACCAUCUCAUUCUCUGCCUGCAUAAUGCAGCAUUUGUGUUUUGGAGUGUUUAUCACCGCAGAAGGCUUCUUGUUGUCAGUGAUGGCCUAUGACCGAUAUGUGGCCAUUGUCAACCCUUUGCUUUACAGUGUAGUCAUGUCUAAGAGGAAGUGUGUAGGGCUGGUCAUUGGGUCAUUCAUAAGUGGAAUGAUUAACUCAUUGACACACACAAUAAGCUUGGGCAGACUGUCUUUUUGUGGAUCCAAUGUUGUCAGCCACUUCUGUGACAUUCCCCUACUCCUAAAGCUGUCAUGUUCUGAUACUUCCACGAACGAAUUGUUGCUCUUAACCUUCUCUGGAGUCAUUGCCAUGGCCACCUUCUUGAUUGUGAUAAUUUCCUACAUGUUCAUUGUUUUUGCUAUCCUGAAGAUCCGGUCAGCAGCAGGCAGACAGAAAGCCUUCUCCACCUGUGCCUCCCACCUGACUGCUGUGACCAUAUUCUAUGGUACCUUAAGCUUUAGUUACAUCCAGCCAAGUUCCCAGUAUUCCGUAUAACAGGAGAAGGUGGUUUCUGUGUUCUAUACACUAGUGAUUCCCAUGUUAAAACCACUUAACAGUCUGAGAAACAAAGAGGUAAAGGAUGCUGUGGGAAGGGCCAUAGAAAUGAAACAUUUCCCUUGUUAA
Lontra canadensis (Northern American river otter) is the source of this 933-nucleotide messenger RNA. Its product is annotated as olfactory receptor 1052-like. Gene Ontology annotation, molecular function: olfactory receptor activity; odorant binding; G protein-coupled receptor activity. Lineage: Eukaryota; Metazoa; Chordata; Mammalia; Carnivora; Mustelidae. The record is from RefSeq and is a predicted model, not a curated record. Gene Ontology annotation, cellular component: membrane. Gene Ontology annotation, biological process: G protein-coupled receptor signaling pathway; sensory perception of smell.